Messenger RNA from Orcinus orca (killer whale), 2589 nucleotides. RefSeq names its product ST6 N-acetylgalactosaminide alpha-2,6-sialyltransferase 3 (gene ST6GALNAC3). The transcript has 5 exons. Gene Ontology annotation, biological process: oligosaccharide metabolic process; ganglioside biosynthetic process. The record is from RefSeq and is a predicted model, not a curated record. Bases 157 to 1074 code for a protein of 305 amino acids. Lineage: Eukaryota; Metazoa; Chordata; Mammalia; Artiodactyla; Delphinidae. Gene Ontology annotation, molecular function: alpha-N-acetylgalactosaminide alpha-2,6-sialyltransferase activity.
UGUGCCCGCGCAGCUCUCACCGCGGUCCCCUUAUUUGGAUCUGCGGGAAUGUGGGCUGGAGCGGUCCUGCAGCGGUACCAACCUCCAGCCUGUCGCCUGGACUGCCCCUGACCCAGGCGCCCCGCUGCUCGGUGGCAGGAGGGCCGGCGGAGCGCCAUGGCCUGCAUCCUGAAGAGAAAGUCUGUGAUUGCAGUGAGCUUCAUAGCAGCAUUCCUCUUCCUGCUGGUUGUGCGCCUUGUGAAUGAAGUGAAUUUUCCAUUGCUACUAAACUGCUUCAGACAACCUGGUGCAAAAUGGAUACCAUUCUCCUAUACAUACAGGCGGCCCCUUCGAACUCACUAUGGAUACAUAAAUGUGAGGACGCAAGAGCCUUUGCAACUGGACUGUAACCUUUGUGCCAUAGUGUCAAACUCAGGUCAGAUGGUUGGCCAGAAGGUGGGGAACGAGAUAGAUCAGUCUUCCUGCAUUUGGAGAAUGAACAAUGCCCCCACCAAGGGCUAUGAAGAGGAUGUUGGCCGCAUGACAAUGAUUCGAGUUGUAUCCCAUACCAGCGUUCCUCUUUUGCUGAAAAACCCUGAUUAUUUUUUCAAGGAAGCAAAUGCUACUAUUUAUGUUAUUUGGGGCCCUUUCCGCAAUAUGAGGAAAGACGGCAAUGGCAUUGUUUACAACAUGUUGAAAAAGACUGUUGACAUCUAUCCCAAUGCCCAGAUUUACGUGACCACGGAGAAGCGCAUGAGUUACUGUGAUGGAGUGUUUAAGAAGGAAACUGGGAAAGACAGAGUCCAGUCUGGCUCUUAUCUCAGCACGGGUUGGUUUACCUUCAUUCUGGCCAUGGAUGCCUGUUAUGGCAUUCACGUCUACGGGAUGAUAAAUGACACCUAUUGCAAGACAGAAGGGUAUAGAAAAGUCCCCUACCAUUACUAUGAACAAGGAAGAGACGAAUGUGAUGAAUAUUUUCUCCAUGAACACGCCCCAUAUGGGGGGCAUAGGUUUAUCACUGAAAAGAAAGUGUUUGCUAAAUGGGCUAAGAAACACAGGAUAAUAUUUACACACCCAAACUGGACAGUGUCUUGAUGUUGGCUUUUCUGACCUUGCCACACCACUUGACAUGAUCAUGAUACUGCAACUGUGAUGCUAAUGAUGCUGAUGCUGGUGAUGAUAAAGGCAACAACAAUGAUGAUCAAGUUUCCGUACAUUCUCAGACAUGGAUGGUGAUUCUGCCAGUAAUUUGAACUUGGAAUUUCGUGAAGUGUAGUUGUGCUCAUUAUGUUCUUUCUGAAGGUUCAACAUUUCAUACUGCACUUUAUAAUCUAACUGGAAUUGAAAUAAAGGCCAGUAACAUGACAAGAGUGACCUAAGAAAUGGGAAGAUUAUCCUUCAAGAUAGUUGCCCAGGAUUCUUGGACAGUGAGUAAUUUCCAAAAGCCCUGGGAUUUGGUCUCAUGAGGCAAAGUUAUUGACUCUGCUGUCUGUUGAACCUGAGCAGCUCCACCAUCUUGAAGAAUGGUUGAUUGUCAAACACUGACCCAAGAAAUGCUUUCUGGGUACAAGGGUCUUGCCACAGUAACUAGUUGGCCUGGGGGGCAGGAAAGGAAUCUCUUCCUGACUUACCAUCUUCCUACAGUACCUCCUACAGCUAAAGCCUCAGGCCAUUUCCUAAUUCACAAGGAAGAUAUGGACAUCCUACCCACCGGGAUUACUUGACUAUCUCAAACACUUCAUUCGAAAUGAGCUAACUAGCAAAUCUUUUUGAAUUUCUACUCUCAUCACUCCAUUCUUACUACCCCCCAAAAUAUAACUAAACAUAUUACUAGAAUGAUCUGUAUUAAUGUUUAGUUAUUUUUGGUUGAGUGCUAAAUAUUUCAGAAAGCUAUUCAACAAGUAAGAUACCAACACUGUAGUAACAUAGACUGUGAAAACAUUCUUAAAACAUAACCAAAAGGGUUUACUAACUCUGCUUCAACAUCCAACAACACAACAUUUUAUGCUUUUUAAAAUCAUGAAACAGGGAAAGCAAAGCAUAUUUUUACAUCAAUUUGUAUCCUACCAUACUUCAUAAUAUAUAUUUGUAUAUUCAAAUUUCUAUUUUAUAGGCCCAAGAUGUGUCUCUCCACACAUUUCAUUAUCAUUGCCAAAUGCCAACUGUUAGACAUGGAGAGGAAAUGAUUCCUUGUAUUUAAUCUGACCAGAGCUUUUGCCUUCUUGGGGUUUAUUUUCCCCAAACUGUAUCGGUUGCUAUACCAUAAUAACAACAAUAAUAAUGACCUUGAUGUCUAAAGUGCUUUGUCAUGUAGAGUACUUUCACAUAUGCUGUCCCAUGUGAUGCCCGUGACCACCCCAUCAGGCUAUUGCCUAUGCAUUCUGACAUAUUAGCAGAUGAUCUCUAAUUUGUUAAUUGCUACUAUAUAUUCCAGAUGGCUCCCCUUCCUAAUAUUUGUAUAGAAUAGAGUUUAUGUAGACUAGUAACCAAUUGAUUUCAGUGCCAAAUACAAUGUAUUAUAUCAGGAUUAUGCAAAAAGUAUCCCAAGGAUGGCCCUGGCCAUAAACUAGGAAUCCUGUGAACAAAAGUACUUUUGAUUUUUUUUUUUUU